GGCGGGCGGGCGGGCCGGCAGACAAGUAAAGGCACAUGGGAGGGAGAGAGACUGGGGCCGGGACUCCAGGGCGCUGAGGAGCCGCAGUCGCGGCCCUGAGCUGCGCGCCGCCACCGGUGCCGGUCUCUGUCCGAGUCCCUGUCCCCGUCCCAGUCCCCAUUCCUGUCCCUCUCCCCACCCCCAACUCCAGGCGCUUCCUCGGGGGCUCGGAGCCGGUUCUCGCUCCCCCUCCUAACCUCCCCCGCGGGCUGUUCCCACUGCCCGGGUUGGGGUUCUGCUUUGAGGCCAGUUGGGCAAAUUAUCCUGGGCCCCCUCCCCUCCUGCCAGGGAGACGCCCUCGCCCCCGCCCCGCCUCCGGGCCAGUUGACUGCUCCGUAGCCGGGGCGGACUGGGCUCAGGAUGCCGCGGGCAGGCUCACCAUGGUGGUAGGGCGCGCCGAGCGCCCGCCUGUGCAGGUCCCCAUUGCCGCCACGGUUGCUGUCCUGUUUCUGAGAGCUGGGCUCCGGGCCGCCGCUGCCUAGCCCAAGCCCGAACCUCGCUCCGCACCUCGGGGCGCUCCCCCCCGCCCCCGCCCCAGCCCGGCCUCCCUCCCCCGCCCCAGCUGUUUAUGGCUCAGUCUAUCUUCCUGGAUCAUGCACAGAAACUUUCGCAAGUGGAUUUUCUACGUGUUUCUCUGCUUUGGCGUCCUCUACGUGAAGCUGGGAGCUCUGUCAUCUGUGGUGGCUUUGGGAGCCAAUAUCAUCUGCAACAAGAUCCCUGGCCUGGCCCCCCGACAACGAGCCAUCUGUCAGAGCCGCCCCGACGCCAUCAUCGUGAUUGGAGAAGGGGCACAGAUGGGGAUCAACGAAUGUCAAUACCAGUUCCGCUAUGGCCGAUGGAACUGUUCUGCACUUGGCGAGAAGACCGUCUUUGGGCAGGAACUUCGAGUGGGGAGUCGGGAAGCUGCCUUCACUUAUGCAAUCACAGCUGCUGGAGUGGCCCACGCGGUCACCGCGGCCUGCAGCCAGGGCAACCUAAGCAACUGCGGCUGUGACAGGGAGAAGCAAGGCUACUACAACCAGGAGGAGGGCUGGAAGUGGGGCGGCUGCUCGGCCGAUGUCCGCUACGGCAUCGAGUUCUCCAGGCGCUUCGUUGAUGCCCGCGAGAUCAAGAAGAACGCCAGGCGCCUGAUGAACCUGCAUAACAACGAGGCCGGAAGAAAGGUGCUCGAGGAAAGGAUGAAGCUCGAAUGCAAAUGCCACGGGGUGUCGGGCUCGUGCACCACCAAGACGUGCUGGACCACGCUGCCCAAGUUCCGGGAGGUCGGCCACCUGCUCAAGGAGAAGUACAACGCGGCCGUGCAGGUGGAGGUGGUGCGCGCCAGCCGGCUGCGCCAGCCCACCUUCCUCAAGGUCAAGCAGCUGCGCAGCUACCAGAAGCCCCUGGACACGGACCUGGUCUACAUCGAGAAGUCCCCCAACUACUGCGAGGAGGACGCCGCCACGGGCAGCGUGGGCACUCAGGGCCGACUGUGUAACCGCACGUCGCCCGGCGCCGACGGCUGCGACACCAUGUGCUGCGGCCGGGGCUACAACACGCACCAGUACACCAAGGUCUGGCAGUGCAACUGCAAAUUUCACUGGUGCUGUUUCGUCAAAUGCAACACGUGCAGCGAGCGGACUGAGGUGUUCACCUGCAAGUAGGCGCGCCUCCCCUCCGCCCGGCCGCGACAGCCAGGACGAGCCACCCCACUGCAGCAGCAAUUUGCACAGCGAGUCUUCGGGGGGCGUGGACGUUGGGCCCCUUCCGGGCCCUCCCCUUCCCGUGAUUGAGAAGACCAGAAGCCGGGGGUUCCCCAGCUGGCUGGCAUCUGUGACCGGAGGGGAGCGGCACAGCCUCCACUGGGGCUCCGGUCCCGUCCCCCCCCCCGGCAGCCUCGCAGUCCAGCUUUCAUUCCGCUGCGCCCCCGACCGUGAUGGGGGGGGCGGGGGCGGGGUCCUCUGGCGCUGAGCCAGCUCCACUGGAGAAGCUGCUUGGGAAAAGCUUCCCAGAGCGGUCUGGAGAAGAGAGCGCAUUUCCCGCCUGUUUCCUGUUUCUCCGAAAAGAUAGAAAUGAACCCCCUUCCCAACUCCCCAAAACCUCCUGACUCCCCCUCCGAGAGAGAGAGAGAGAGAGAGAGAGAGAGAGAGAGAGAGAGAGAGAGAGAGAGAGACAGAGAGAGAGAGAGAGAGAGAGACAGAGAGAGAGAGAGAGGAAGAGGGGAAGAAAGUGUCGCGAGUGAAAGAGAAUCAGCCAGACUGCGGGUGCUGCUUGGUACUGCUUCAGGUGUCUGGGGGGUCCGACACCGACUAGAGAACAAGCCAGCACUUGUAGGGAAAUGAGUUGAAAUGAAAAAAUGCCACUGUCUUAGGUGAGGGAAAAAGUAAACUGGCACUCACACUGAACAGUCUACAGAAUUAUUUAUGUUUUCAGCAUCAGCGCCAUUUCACAGCAUUAACGGGUAGCGAUGUCUUCGCUCUGUACUAAAUGUCAGCUUGUUGGACUCCUGACUUGCUGCUUCCUGGAUUGGGUUGUUCCCAAGGCCUAUUGUGUCGUGUUGUUGUUGUUGUUGUUGUUGUUUGCAUUUAGUGCUACUGAUCUGUGGUCGCCAAUUUGUAGUGUAUAGAGCGUUAGACAGGGGCCUGGUCAUUUAGGCAAGACUGGGAUGACAGAUUCUUCCAAGGGUGGCAUCUCCUUACCCCUAAGCCCUGUGAGACCGGUCACUGGCUUGGGUAUUCCCAGGUGCAGAAUGCUUCUGGCCUGAGGGGUAUGGGGACACUCCAAGCCCCAAGUCAAAUGGAAGAUGAACUUUGAAGAAAUGCACUGAGAGAAUCUUUCAACAAAGACCAGCCUCCUCCCUCUCACCCCAACACCAUCCUUGGAAAUUGUCUCUCAAAUGGUGCUUCUUGAACGGCUGCCUCUCCCGUACCUGGCCAUAGGCUUGGGUACCUGCCUGUUGCCUCCAAGUCAAUAUAUGUCCAAAGGCAGGGAGGAGGUGCCUCGGGAUGCUUUACCUGCCCAGUGAUCUCCCCCUGCCCCAGGACUCAUCUUUGACUGAGGGUCUCUAAGGGAUGUCCAAAGUCCUAGUUCUGGGAAAUCCCUUUUUCUUUAUCCUGAUGUGAAAUGAUAGUCCCAUUCUCAAAGCCCUUCCCUCAUGGCAAAUCCAAGACAGAGACAGUAUGAAGGUGACCAUCCCCAUUUUACAGAGGAGGAAACUGAGGCAUGGAAAUAUGAAAUGUCUUUCCGAAAACCGCAAAACUAGUAAGCAUUGGAGUGGUAUCCUGGCUGCAAUCCCAGGACUUUUCCCAUUAGAAUACAGAAAUCUGAAGGGCCUGGCCUGGGUCCAGGGCUUUGCAGGACAAGCCUGGUAGGGAUUCCCCUCUAUUCUGAAGAAAAGGGCUGCAGUGGUGACAUUGCAGAAAGCAGCACACUCUGUCCUUUCUACUGUGCUCUCUGCCUCAUGUCCCCAAAUCUCUGCUCACCCCCAAACGGCAUCCCCAAAGGGAGUCUAGAAGGAACCUCAUAUGAAAAGGUGUUUAAUGAGUUCAAUUGGAGCCUCUUGAACAAAGGUCAAAGUGAGUAGGGACCAAGAACCUUAAUGCCAGAGAGGGGAUGGAUCUUAGAAUUGAGGAUGUCAUAACAGGAAUGGACCUAAGAACCCAGAAUAUCAAAGGGAAUCUGGACCCUGGAAUUUCAAAGUUGGAAGAGACCUUAGAAUCUAUAAUUUCAGAAAUAGAAGGGACCUUAGAACCUAGAAUGUCAGAGUUAGGAGGUACCUUAGAACCUAGAAAGCUAGAGCUGGGAGGUCCUUAGAAUCUAGAAUUUUGAAGCUGAGAGGGCCCUUGGAACAUAGAUGGCAGAGCUGGGAGGAACCUUAAAACAUGGAAUAUCAAAGCUGGAAGAGCUCUUUAGAAGACAGGAUGUUAGAGCUGGGAAGGAUCUUAUAUUACAGAAUGCUACUGAACCUCAGAAUGUCAGAGUUGGGGGGGUGGGGCUUAGAAAAUGAAUGUUAGACCUAAGGAGGACCUUAGAGCAGAGAAUGUCAGAGCUGGGAAGGUCCUUCCAACAUGAAUGUUAGAACCUCCCAAUGCAGAAAGUCAAAGCUGGGAAGAAUCUUCAGGUAUGAACAUCAGAACAGGAAAGAGACCUGAAGAGAGGCUAUGGUCCAACCUACUCAGUUGUACAGAUGAAAAAAAUGGAGCCUCACAGGAGAGAUUUCUCUGAAUCUGCAUCACUAUGCAGAGCUUGGUUCUGCCACCCAAUAUCUGUCUCUGCCCUGCUACAUUUUUUGAAAAAGACGCAGAAAACCAUUCUCCCUUGUGGCCUGUCCUGUUCUAGUACUGACUGAUCAGCUCCAGGGCCCCAAACCCAAGAGGGAGGGUGAGCCUUGAGAUUUUUUUUCUCAGAAAAUGGAAAAUCUUAGGGUUCUCCUGCCUUGACAGUUCUCCAUAGCCCUGUAGCCAUGAUUGUCCCCAUUUUACAGAAGAGGGAAUUGAGCCUCUGGGUGGGAAGGGGAUUGAUUUGCCCAGGUCACAAUGACAGGUAGCAGUGGGAGCAUUCAAAGCCAGUCCUCACGACUCCAGGUGCCCAGCCCCAGGUUACUUAUCUUCCUCAAAUUUAAAAUUGUCCUUUGGAUUCUCAGGUGGGGGUCCAUGUACACUAUGAUAUGAUGUCCUUUCAGCUUGUUCUUUUGGGGGAAAAGGGCAAAGCUGCCCAGCUCCAGGAAGGCACAGGCUACUAGCGAUUGUAAAUACCUUAGAGUGGCCUUUCUUAAGGAACCCAAUUAAGUUAUAUUAUUGUAUAUCAUUUAAAUGUCUAUAGAGUACUUAAAUUAUUAUGAACCACACUUAGGAAGGGAGGAGCAGCCUGACCAGCCCCCUGUCCUGCCCCUCCUGAAACUUGGCCCCAAGCUGCCUGAGGCAUCUUCUCCUUCCUGAAAUGGGCCCCUGGCUCUGUGGUCCUUGGACACUUCUCUCUCAUCAGUUCAGCUACCAGAAAGAAAAGAGAAGAAUAUUUGAAAACAAGGUUUGGAAAUGUGUUGGGGCGAGUUCAACCUUGGACCUACGGCCAGCAUCUGAGGAACUCUGUGGCCGAGAUGGAGCAGCACGCCACCCAGCCUGAAAGCCCAAGGUGGAAGGCAGAAGGGGAGGCUUGAUCCUGGAGAGAGUGGCCUGAUCCCUGAGCUGGCUGCUCCUUGGCUGGCUGUAGGAAUGGUCCACUGGGGAGAUCCCCAUGCCCUCCUUUUGUGACCCUCUCCUCCCCCGACCAGAACACAUGGUGGUCCCACAUUCAAGAGCCCCCACCAAUCUGGCUGCCCAGCCUGGCAAGCAGUGAACACUAACAGAGCUCAGAAUACUGUAUGUUAUUAAAGGAUUUUCA
Phascolarctos cinereus (koala) is the source of this 5397-nucleotide messenger RNA. RefSeq names its product Wnt family member 7B (gene WNT7B). Lineage: Eukaryota; Metazoa; Chordata; Mammalia; Diprotodontia; Phascolarctidae. Gene Ontology annotation, molecular function: frizzled binding; cytokine activity. Gene Ontology annotation, cellular component: extracellular region. Gene Ontology annotation, biological process: multicellular organism development; canonical Wnt signaling pathway; positive regulation of JNK cascade. The record is from RefSeq and is a predicted model, not a curated record.